AGCACUACACCUACUCGGAGUUUGAUACAACUAGAGAAUUUUUGGAAGAUGAAGUUGACUCAAUGCAAUACCUGACAGUUAGUAUUUCAACAUCAAGUAUAUGGGUAACAGAAUUUAAGCUGAUAGUUUAUAUUCAAGAAGAUUUUCAGGUUGAUGUGAAUGAGACCCGCCAGUUCCUGGUUUCUCCAUCAGCCCCACAAUUCUUUCAAUUCCAUUUCCCAGAUGGAAUGGAUAUUGGUAUUAUCAGCAUGGACUCCCCGACCCCCCUCUGUAUGACAAUGUCUGUGCAGAACAUCUCCUGUCCUGUGUCGGACCUCGACAGGAACAUAGAGUUCGAGGGAAUCUGGCAAACUGUGGAUAUGAAAACAGGAAUGACAAUAAGGCGAGAUCUUUUCCCCUCAGGACUCCAUAUUGUGUUUGUUGUGAAACCAGAUGAUCUAGAUUGCAGGCAUACAAGCCUAUUAGAUACAAACAGAUGCAUGGGACCCUGCAGGGAUAAGAUUGUUGAGUUUACAAUUACUCAGAAGAUAACAAAAGAGGAAUAUUUGACUGCAACAUUUGGAGCCUUUGCCAUGUUUCUGGGAGCGUAUAUCAUCGUCAUUUUAGUUUCAUGUCUGAUCUGUGUUAGAACCCGUGUCAUGCCUCAGGAAAGAAGUAUUUUUGAGGUUCCCUCUAGACCAGAACCUCUAGGAGCUCCUCCAGAUACUAUCUCACAACCUAGAUCCAGAUAUGGAAGUAUCAGUUCUAAUUCAACGCUCAGUAGUACGGCUGCAUCAGGUUUGUCUGUAGGAAGACUUGUCCCAGUUCCAUUGCCUGCUGAGAACAUAGAAACUUUAGAAAAUCAAAAUGAGGAUGAAAUAAGAGUACUUCAGACUCCCGACCAAGAACAACGAGAAAAUAGUCCGGACUCCCAGAUUCGGAACAUUUCUAGUCCGGACGAUGAAGAAGAUGAGAGAAAUAGUCCAGAUGGAGUUGAUACAAGAGCCUUGUCGCCGAUGAUGGAAGUGCCACGAACAGUAGAAUUUGAAGGAUCUACUAUUGACGAGAGUGAUUACGAUCUACUGAGAGAUGCUGAUCUUGACAAGGAUGUUUUUCGAACUAAAACAUUCCUGUUCGUCUCGGAUCUAUCGAGAAAACAUCCUAAAGUGAACAGCAGGCGUUCCAUGAUGUAUCAGUGGAAUCUUAUAACAAUCGCAAUUUUCUAUGGUCUUCCAGUUGUUCAGUUAGUAGUUACAUAUCAACAGGUUCUCAAUCAGACCGGAAACGAAGAUCUUUGUUAUUAUAAUUUCCUUUGUGCUCAUCCUCUCGGUCUUCUGUCAGAUUUUAAUCAUGUUUACUCAAACAUUGGAUACGUGAUGCUGGGUGGUCUUUUCAUGGUGUUUGUUGCCCGCAGGAGGUUUAUAUACAACCAGAUCUGUGCAGAAAACCCUAGAAUCAGACGAAUGUUUGGAAUCCCACAGCAUUCAGGGUUAUUUUACGCCAUGGGACUUGCUUUGGUUAUGGAAGGACUUAUGUCAGGAUGUUAUCAUAUCUGUCCAAACCAUUCCAACUUCCAGUUUGAUACAGCGUUUAUGUACACCAUUGCUAUACUCUGUAUGCUCAAGAUAUAUCAGUUCAGGCAUCCUGAUAUUAAUGCAAAUGCUUACACUGCCUUCGGAGUUCUAGCAUUUGUAAUCCUGAUUGGUGUUAUCGGUGUGCUUAACUCAUCUAUACUUUUCUGGAUUUUCUUCACAGGAGUCCAUGUGAUCACGUGUUUGAUAUUAUCUAUCCAGAUCUACUAUAUGGGUAGAUGGAAGGUGGAUGCUGGACUAUUUAAGAGGAUAUGGCUGAUGUUGUACAACGAUAUUUCCUCCCUGUGUAUGGGUGCCUGGUAUGCUUUGAAACCAACCUACCCUGACAGGAACAGAUACAUACAGUACAACAACUUUCUUUAUAUUAAGGGGGGUUGUAUUCUUGUGAUGGCCCAGAAUGACAAGGAUUUUGCCAGCUUCCUGUUGGGGGUUUUUAUUAUUAACCUUCUCCUCUAUACUUCAUUCUAUAUUCUCAUGAAACUCAGACAUGGAGAGAGAAUAUGCAGACAGCCACUUACUUACAUACUUCUUGCCACACUCAGUUGGGUUCCUGCAAUGUAUUUCUUCUUGAAUAAAUCUACGACAUGGAAUCUAUCCGCAGCGCAGUCGAGACAUUACAACCAGAGCUGCAGAUUAUUUCAUUUCUAUGAUAACCAUGACAUCUGGCAUUUUCUAUCCGCAGCCUCAUUAUUUUUGUCCUUUAUGGUUUUGUUGACAAUUGAUGAUGAUCUGAAUGAGAAACCUCGGGACAAGAUUCCAGUCUUCUAAAUAUUUUUUUAUAUUGUUUAAUUUUAUGUACAGUGGGACCCAUAAAAGUGUGGAUUAGAUAGAUGAUUGUUCUUGAUUUUAUUAGUUAACAUGAAACAAUACAAAGGCCCAUUAUAUCUCAGGAGUUGAUUUUCAAGCUAUUUUUUGUAACAAGUAAAAAAUAAGAUUGCUAAAAUAUCGCUUUACCAUAGUCUUAUUGGGUACCACUGGCGAUUUGUUGUCUGUUGAAAAAGUUGCGAAAAUUGAAAAAAUGUAAUGGGGGGGGGGUCUCCGGGAUUCACCAUGCUGAUUAAAUAUUUAGUCAAUUAUUCAGCUGAAAAAAGAUCUGGGGUUUAAAAACAUAACGUGUUCAUAGUUGUUUGAUUAGAUAAAUAAGCUGUUCUAUAAACAUUGAUUGAUUAGAUAAAUAAGCUGUUCUAUAAACAUUGAUUUUAACAGUUAAUGUGUUUGUAAAAAUCUCGAUGCUGUGUUAAAUACUUACCAUUUACAACUGGAUUGCCAAAAAGAUGAAUUUUUACAUAAAGACAUGUCUGAAAUAUAAAUUAUCUUGAACUUA
Messenger RNA from Eurytemora carolleeae, 2895 nucleotides. Its product is annotated as SID1 transmembrane family member 1. NCBI's taxonomy places the organism in Eukaryota, Metazoa, Arthropoda, Copepoda, Calanoida, Temoridae. Gene Ontology annotation, cellular component: membrane. The transcript has 31 exons. Bases 63 to 2339 code for a protein of 758 amino acids. The record is from RefSeq and is a predicted model, not a curated record.